AUGGGGGGGCAAUCUUCAGAUGAUCCAGAAGUGUUGACGCGUCGCGAAGAGAGUCAGUUCAUGUUAAUAGAGAGUCAGUUCAUGUUAAUAGAGAGUCAGUUCAUGUUGAGUCGGUUCAUGUUUAUAGAGAGUCAGUUCAGGUUUAUAGAGAAUCAGUUCAGGUUUAUAGAGAGUCAGUUCAUGUUUGUAGAGAAUCAGUUCAUGUUUGUAGAGAAUCAGUUCAUAUUCAGUCAGUUCAUGUUUAUAGAGAGUCAGUUCAUGUUUAUAAAGAGUCAGUUCAUGUGUAUAAAGAGCCCCAGUCUCCAUUGGUCCCAAGUCCUACAGGCUCCCAAUCCUAAUAGGCCUCAGUCCAAGUGGAAUGUAGUGUUAAUUGAGGUGUGUCUCCCUCCACCAGGUCCUAAGGGCGAGCCAGGAUCCAGAGGACGGCGGGGCAAGAAGGGCAAGGAUGGUGAAGCUGGUCCUAUGGGUCCAAGUGGUCCACCAGGCAAAAACGGCUUCCCGGGACCCAUCGGCUUGGACGGUCCUAAGGGUGAGCCGGGUGAGCAGGGUCCACUUGGGUCCCUGGGAGAGAGGGUCCCAAGGGUGAACCAGGGAGCGGCUACGAUAUUCUCCAAGGCGAAGGGCAUUAAAAGAUCUAUAACAAGCUUGGAGGGUGGCACUUUAGGCUAUGCAGAAAUCAUCGCUAUUAAGGGAACUCCAGGAGGUGGCUGGGAUUACAUAGACUCUGAUAGAAUAGUAACUAUUAAAGGUGACCCAGGUAGUCCGGGUCCCCCAGGGGCUCCAGGACCCGGGGGUAAGGAUGGUCUGCCGGGCAUGGAUGGUCGUGAUGGCUACCCAGGAGAACCGGGGCCCCCUGGUGAGACGGGGGGUCCAGGUGUGGGUGGACCGCCCGGGCCACAAGGUCCACCCGGCCCACUUGGACCACAAGGCGAGCGAGGUUUUCGGGGCAUAAUGGGGAUCCCAGGUAUGGACGGCCUCCCUGGACCCAUAGGACCGAGCGGUUUACCUGGUCUGGAAGGCAGGAAUGGGAGUAGCGGCCCCCCCGGACUGCCAGGUGACAAAGGGCAGAAGGGUGACCGAGGCAUCACUACAGUCAACGGCAAGGAUAUACCGGCGGGUAUUCUCGAGGGACCCCCGGGCCAACCUGGUCCUCCAGGGCCACCAGGAGCCCAAGGGGAACAAGGAAUAGAUGGUCCAAUGGGUCCCCCUGGGUUAGACGGGGAGGAAGGGGCACGUGGACCUCGGGGCAGGAGGGGGAAACGGGGCAAGAGGGGUCGACGUGGUGAGUCUGGCAGAGCAGCAGCCCAGGGACUACCGGGAAGGGCGGGGCCCAAAGGUGAAUCAGGCACCGUUGGCCCAUCUGGAGAAAAAGGAGAGAAAGGAUCAACGGGUAUCCAGGGCCCCAAGGGUGACAUUGGGCCUAGGGGUCCUGGAGGUGUGGAUGGUAUUCACGGUGAGUCUGGGCCUCAGGGACCACCAGGACUGCCGGGAGCACUUGGCCCUAAGGGUGAAAAGGGUGAAUAUGGUGACAUUGGACCUCCAGGUUUGAUGGGCCCGCCAGGCUUACCAGGACCUCCGGGUUUGCCAGGACUCAAAGGAGACAAAGGUGAUAAGGGAGACUCGAAACUGAAAAAGCUCAGAAGAAGACAGGGUGACUCAAGCAGGAUAUGGAAGGAAGUGCCCGGAGAAGUGAUCAUGGGCCCACCAGGACCUCCCGGACCAACAGGAUCACCAGGGCUACAAGGGCCACCUGGCAUCAAGGGAGCCAUGGGUCUGGAUGGUAUGAAGGGAGAUGCGGGUGUGAAGGGCGACAAAGGUGACCCUGGACCCAUGGGUCUGCCAGGUCCAAUGGGACUCAGAGGAGAAUUAGGCCGAGCUGGAGAGAGUGGCAAACCUGGUCCAGCGGGAGCACCGGGUCUUGAUGGCAUGAAGGGUGCUCGAGGUGAAAUUGGCAGAAAGGGUGAGCGCGGGGACCCAGGCUUACCUGGGACGGACGGGAUACCAGGGGUUGAGGGCCCUAAAGGAGAGAAAGGAAUGAAAGGGGAAAGGGGUCGACGUGGACGACGUGGCAAGAAUGGGCCCAAAGGUGAGAUGGGUGUGCCAGGGCUGGAUGCCCCCUGCCCCACUGGACCUGAUGGAUUGCCUUUGCCAGGUUGUGGAUGGCGACCCGGACAGGGUAAGAAUAUUAUCCGACCCAUGGGUGUGGGGAUUGGCAUUGGAGGGACUCCCAUUGAUGUGUUCUCCCUGGAGCCACCUGUCACACCCUCCACCACUCCACCCUAUGAUGACUAUGAGGAGGACUAUGAGGAGGAUGAGACGGAGGACUCUGUGAAAUGAGAUCCUGCACUAACUUACUAACACUCCAUCUGUCCUCCCUUAGUUAUGAUGAGCUGUUAAAGCGUCACUAGCCUGGGGUUGAAUGGUAUGGUGCAACAGCGGCAGUGUUCACUGUAGCAGAUCCAGGGGCACUCUCUUUUCCCCCUUAUCCUCACAGAAAACAUAGUGGAUAGGGUUAACUGUUGAACAAUUGGAAAAAAGAGACUUGUAAAUGUGGUGAGAAAAAUCUUCCAGAAUUUUUAGGACAGCCAAUUAUAAUGCUGCCAUAUCUUCCAUGCUUCUCUUGUGUUGCCAUCAUACCAGAAUCCUGGAUCAACCUUUAGUUCAAGUGACCGUGUGAAAAUAUGGGAUAAGUGUUGGCCACAAGCUUAGAUUUUCCCUUUGUAUAUAGUGUACAGAAGUUUCUACUGUCCUUGGUCCACAGUGACUGUGUAUAGUGAGUUCCUUUUUUUUUGUUAUUUUCUUUUUCCUCAGUGCUUACCUUGAAACUGCAACAUAAGGACACCUCCAGUGAACAUUGUAUAAACUAUAGAACAAAGGUUAUCAUGGUAUCUGUUAAGCAAAAAUUUUAAUAUUUAGGAUAUGAGAUAAAGAAUCUUGUUUUAUGGUGGAAUUAAACACUGUGAAAUAUUUAUUUCAUAACUAGAUAUCAUAGGGAAUUUCUGAUUAGCCAGAUCUCAGAUAAGUGAAAUAUUGAUGAUGAGAACAGUACAGAUGAUGUUUGUCCUACUCUGGGCUAGCAAGCAUGUUACUGCAUAACUGCCAUAGUUAAGUAAUUGUUAUACAAUAUGUUCUCCUUUUAUGUUAAAAGGUAUGCACUUAUUUUAAUACACUUCUUCAUAUUUUUCAACUUUAGACCACAGUUUUCAAUAACUAUGAAUAUUAUUAGGGAACUGACAAAGAAAUCGUAGAAAUACCAGAACCCCUACAGAGAAAUUGUGUAAAGAAAUUAAUAGGCACAAAAAUGUUUAGUUGGUGGAAUUGUGGACAUAUAUCAGACAUCUGCUGUUUUAAUUAUUUUAUAAAAUUUUGGAAAUUACAUUGUAGCAGUCCAUUUUUAUGAUCAUGAAAAAAUAAGAGACGUAUUAAUGAGUUAAUGUAUGCAGAAUGUGGAAGUUUAUAGGAUUGCACAUUUGUCAAAGAAAGGAAUACUUAUCGGUACAGCUAUAGCCGUCAAGGGACUUUUUGUAAU
Homarus americanus (American lobster) is the source of this 3529-nucleotide messenger RNA. Its product is annotated as collagen alpha chain CG42342-like. The transcript is spliced from 28 exons. The record is from RefSeq and is a predicted model, not a curated record. Bases 1 to 2337 code for a protein of 778 amino acids. Lineage: Eukaryota; Metazoa; Arthropoda; Malacostraca; Decapoda; Nephropidae.